AUGUCGGCUAUCUUUGCUGCCACUCGUGCUUCGCUCCGCAACACGCGCGCUCCCACUAUGAUGCUUCGUCGUUCUCUGCACAUCGAGAACACGCCUGAGACUGUACUGCCUUUCCGCACUGGCAGGAAGCACAAGACUUUUGUGGGUAUCUCUGUGGCGUCUUUCUUCGCCACGGGUCUUAUUCUCCCAACUAUUGCUGCUCUCUACCAACAGCUCAAGCAGUAA
This is a messenger RNA of Malassezia restricta, 225 nucleotides long. Its product is annotated as cytochrome c oxidase subunit 7c. The record is from RefSeq and is a predicted model, not a curated record. The transcript has 3 exons. Lineage: Eukaryota; Fungi; Basidiomycota; Malasseziomycetes; Malasseziales; Malasseziaceae. Bases 1 to 225 code for a protein of 74 amino acids. Gene Ontology annotation, biological process: mitochondrial electron transport, cytochrome c to oxygen.